Mucor mucedo is the source of this 1185-nucleotide messenger RNA. RefSeq lists its product as uncharacterized. The transcript has 2 exons. Bases 1 to 1185 code for a protein of 394 amino acids. The record is from RefSeq and is a predicted model, not a curated record. NCBI's taxonomy places the organism in Eukaryota, Fungi, Mucoromycota, Mucoromycetes, Mucorales, Mucoraceae. Gene Ontology annotation, biological process: protein transport. Gene Ontology annotation, cellular component: cytoplasm.
AUGACAAUUAGCCCAUCAAACGAUCCCAUUAUAAGUAUAUCUAUUGAACUUCUUCCAGAAUUUGGUUUUACAGUACAAGAUGAGCCAGUAUACGGACCUGGAUCUGUAUUCCAAGGUAUCGUUCAUCUCCGCAUGAAAGAAUCGCCUGUUGCAGCAGAUCGUAUAGUAAUUGCAUUUAAAGGAGCAGAAAAUGCUACGGCUGUCCAUGACGGAGUCAAAUUCUUAGUUCCCUUGUUAAAAAACCCAUUUUUCGGUAUGCAACAAACUCUUUGGCAGCGUACACGAGAGGACUGUUUAUUGACAGAAGACCACUAUCAAUUCCCUUUCACUAUCCAAAUGCCAAUGAUUCAGUUCCCGCCUUCCAUGAGCCACGCUUUAUAUCAGUGCAAGUUUGAUUUAUCAGCAAAACUCAUUCGUACCACGUUCACGUUACCUACCGUAGUCUCACACAGAUCCAUCAACUACAUGCCUUUUAUCGAAACUACGCUUUUGAAGCAACCGAUUAUCGAAUUGGGUUCUGAUAGCGGAUUGGAUGCAUCCGUUAGACUUCAUUCGUUAGCUUAUGUACCAGGUGACAGCAUUCCCAUCACGAUUGUGGCCUCGCGUCGUCACACGCACAGCAAUAGUAGCAGCAAGCAAAAGGAAGACCAACCUGCUGAAGUGAACUCUAUCCUACUUGAGCUCUGUGAAACCGUAGCUCUCGUUCAAAGCAGAGCUGUGACCAUGACAAAAGUGGUUGCCUCUCACCUGUACAAACCCAAUGCCAAGGGAUACAAAUAUGCGCUUGUGAAGACAGCCAACGGUACUGGCGCUGAGUAUCAAGUGAGCUUACCAUUACCUGUCGAUCUAACUCCUUCCAUCAAUUACUCGAAAAUCGUCAAGGUCUCUUAUACCCUUCGUGUCAAGAUCAAGAGUAAUCACAGUGGAUUUUUGAUUGGAUCUAUUUGGAACUCCAAUGUCGAUAUGGAAAUGCCAUUAAUGAUUGGCACAUUAGGAUACGGUAUUCGUGCUUCUCAAGAUUUGCAGGUGUACUAUGUAGAUACAGAAGAUUCACCAAGGUUUUUACGGUCCUUGGAAUACGAGGAAUCUUUGCCACUUUACGAAUCGGCUAAAUUACCUUCUUAUCGUGACACGGAUGCUCAUACAUUGAUAGAAACCCCAAAAUUUUACUGCUUAAACACUUAG